Messenger RNA from Marchantia polymorpha subsp. ruderalis, 2176 nucleotides. Lineage: Eukaryota; Viridiplantae; Streptophyta; Marchantiopsida; Marchantiales; Marchantiaceae. The record is from the annotation of a GenBank genome assembly.
CGAAAAGUGUGAGGGGGAAACAAUCGAUUCCGAUUUCAUUUGCAUUUGAUUCCCACUGGAUUCAACUUUCGGCAAUCGCAGUCCCCCACUAUUCUGAUACUGAAUCUGUGAUUUGGGCUUUUGAUCCCCUGCCCUGCGAAAAUUUACCGCGUUUCGUCGGGCUUCACGUACGUACUAGAGCGAUUCUUUGCUAUGAGAUCUGUGGGUCGGUCAGAAACAAUGUGUCGAUAUCUUUCAUCUCAUUCCGUCAGAUUUGUGGUGUCGGGAUGCUAACCUGAUUACGAGCUCUGGUCGACAAUUUCGAACGGGCUGCGAUGCUGUAUCUCUCCCGCCAGUCAUCUCUUAUCCGACUCUCAGAAUGGAGGCCACCGGCUCGGGGAAAGGAUGUGCUUUGGCGGAUCCCAUGUCCCUCAGUGCGGUCCGACUUCUGGCCUUCGACCUUCUGUCAGUGCAACAUCACCCCGGUCCCCAAGGAGGGAGCUGUACUCGGAAGGGUCGCCCAGUGAAGAAGGUGGAGAUUGUUGGAGUGGUGGUGACUGUCGACCGACGGGAUUCUUACGUUUCCUUCAAAUUAGACGAUGGCACGGGAUGUGUUCCUUGCAUCUUAUGGACGAAUCAUUACAAAUCAUCUUAUUUCGCCCAUUGGAAACAGUCAGACCUGGAGUUGCAGGCCGGCAUUGCAGAUACUCAAGCCAAGACUGUGAAAAUCGGAUCUCUUUUGAGAGUAAUGGGGCGACUCUCUGGAUUUCGCAGUCAGAUCCAGAUCACUGUCCUCUCAACAAUUGAGGAGAAGGAUCCGAACGCCGAAGUUUUCCACUGGUUUCAGUGUAUGAAGCUGGCGUUGAGCUGUUAUGAUUUGCCGUUUCCUUCGCGUCCAACCGGAUAAAUCAAGAAUCAUCAUCGCCUUGGCAUCUGAUCCAGCACUCUGGAAAUCACCACAAACUGCAUCCAUGCGACAUCUUUCCUGAGAACCGCCGUAUGCUUGUCAACGCUUCGGCAAUUCUUUCUUUGAGAAGAAUCGUCUGAUGCAUGAUGCAUUGUUUCAAGCAGUGACUAAAUCGAGAGUCCCCGGGAAGAACGAGGGUUUAUGUUCUGGACCACUGAGAGCCAGAGCAAAUCAGUAAGCUUGUGCAUCAGGAGGUAACAGACCGGUUUGAAGUACUCAGUUUCCCUUCCCUUCCCUUCGCUGGUGAUGGGGCUAAUUUGUGUUGGAGGUGGAGGACCUUGAAACUAAGUUGAUCCUGUUACUAAAUCACCAUCGUCAAUCACUAGGUAGCUAUCAUCAGACAACGUUGGUUGUAUUACCAGUUCAGACCAACAGUGAAUUCUGGGAUAUACACGGAUGUGGAUCAGGUAAAGCCACUACUCUUUACUUGUCCGAUUGCUGCUAAUCUUCCCUCUAGUUGGCUGAUUUCGUUCAAAGGUUCCAGACCUUUGCGAAAAGCUCCUUGCAUUAUCAACGAGUACGAAAGUGCCAAGUCAAAGUUGAGGUCAAACACACAAGUCAUACCAGUUCUCCCUUGUAUCAGCGGACCACUAUGGACAUUCUGAACAGUCCCUCGUUCUAGGCUACAUUGUCAUUAAUGUGACCACCACUUGAAGUGGAAUCAGCAGCAUUCACCCUUCACCAUCUACCUCAAACUUACCAUUUCGAGCAUACCCAGAGUUGAGAGAAUAGUUGAAGAGGUUCAGAGAUACAUGUGUUACAGAUUGUCGUCACAGACCAUGUAAAGACUGGUGAAGGUGAAAUGUAGACAGAGAAUACAUGAAAAUGUGAUAUCAACACUCAUUCUGAAGCGUAUACUCGUAGUGAUAGCUCUGUAUCUUCGGUACAGCCUCAUGGACCUGUGGACCGUCUCUGUGAGGCUGAAGUAUACUUUUUGGCUGAAGAGUAGAUUCUCGGGCUACUUCGCCAGAGUGACACUCAGACAUGGGUGAAACUGGUCCAAACAUAAGACUUUCGUUGUUCGCUGACUGAUAAAGUCAGUGAACAACGAUUGUGCACACUAUCCGCUACACGUGUGUUCUUUUUGUUGGAUGUGUUAUGUCUCUGUGCAAAGAACGUCACAGCGUCAGUUCAAUUGGAUGUCAUAUCCCAAGCAGAGAGCACUGUCGGACAUGUAGAUGUUUACAAUCUCCCAUUUGGUUUCAAUUGAUCGUACCAUGUCUACGCGAG